UCAGGUGAAGUAUUUUCAGUGGACAACUGCUUACUAAUAAAAAGCCGGAAGUGUAAAACCGCGUAGCGUAGAGUUGAAAUGUCCUUAACAAACCCAAAGGUAUUUUCAGUAUCGAAAAAUUCUUCGAAAAAUGAAAUUGAAAGCAUCCGGGCCUUCGGAGUCAUUUUCUUUACGUUGAGGUUCCAGGGAAUGGCUCUAACCGAGGACUAUCAGCUGCGGCAUAAAAUACACGUAAUUGCAAAUUAUAUUCUUAUAAAUAUUAUCUAUUACUCCUCGUUCAUCAUCCAAUUGUUUUACGUGAGCAAUUUGAGGCAGUUGUUGGAAAACGUCCCUAUGAACCUCUGUGUGACAGCCUGUUGUAUCAAAUUCUUCGUUAUUCUGAGACUAAGACCCAGCCUCAUCGAAAUCAAUAAACAACUCAAACGCUUGGAUACUCGACCUAUGACAGACAAACAGAAGGAUCAACUGAGAGGGGUAAUCAAGUUUUGCAGGAUGAUUUCACUGAGUGUAACCCUGUUUUACUUGGGGGUGAAUUUAACUUAUGCCCUUGCUUCGGCACUUUCACAUGGCACGAAGCUUGGGUUUGAAACUUGGUUCCCCUACGACUAUAAGAAGAAUCCUUUUCGAUUUUGGAUUUCGUUGCUGAUACAGACUGCGUUUCAGCAGCAAUUGUCAUUGGAACAGGUACCGAAUGACUUCCUUGGGGCCUUGUAUCUUAGUGUACUGGGCGCCCAUCUGGAGAUAAUAAUGGAACGAUUUGCAGAUAUUCACUAUGAUCCAGAGAAAACGGAGGAGGAAAGUUUCCAAGACUUUAUAAAGUGCAUAGACGACCACCAGAUCAUAAUUAACAUUUUCGAAACGAUACAGAAUACCCUCUCUAUUACAAUUUUCAUUCAAUGCAUCACAUCCAUUCUGGCAUUUUCAACGGCUGGACUAAUAUACCUCAGAUUCUCACCAUCCUUCACUGAGACUGUAGCAGCGUUUGUAUUUAUGGUAGCGGAAGUAACAGAGAUAUUUCCAUCUUGUUACUAUUCGGACAAGUUUAUGGAAAAAACGGAUAGGAUAGUCUUCAUGCUAUACUCGUCAAACUGGAUGGACUUGUCACCAAGAUUCCGGAAACAUCUUAUUAUAUUCAUGCAGAUGACGCAGAAGAAAAAAGUUAUCUUGGCCGGAAAACAGAUACCGAUAACCUUGGCAACUUUCAUGUCCGUAAUGAAAGCUAUGUACACAGUACUAAUGAUUAUGAAGCCAUCAGAGUAACGCGUAAUAAAAGUAUCUAUUACAGAAACAAUGAGAUUCAAGUUGGUUCUAUGUCAAA
Hermetia illucens (black soldier fly) is the source of this 1318-nucleotide messenger RNA. Its product is annotated as odorant receptor 33a-like. The coding region runs from base 79 to 1260 and encodes 393 amino acids. NCBI's taxonomy places the organism in Eukaryota, Metazoa, Arthropoda, Insecta, Diptera, Stratiomyidae. Gene Ontology annotation, biological process: sensory perception of smell; detection of chemical stimulus involved in sensory perception of smell. Gene Ontology annotation, molecular function: olfactory receptor activity; odorant binding. The transcript is spliced from 3 exons. The record is from RefSeq and is a predicted model, not a curated record. Gene Ontology annotation, cellular component: plasma membrane.